This is a messenger RNA of Pygocentrus nattereri (red-bellied piranha), 3594 nucleotides long. RefSeq names its product integrin, beta 7 (gene itgb7). Gene Ontology annotation, molecular function: integrin binding. Gene Ontology annotation, cellular component: focal adhesion; integrin complex; cell surface. The coding region runs from base 367 to 2760 and encodes 797 amino acids. Gene Ontology annotation, biological process: cell migration; cell adhesion mediated by integrin; cell-matrix adhesion. The transcript is spliced from 16 exons. The record is from RefSeq and is a predicted model, not a curated record. Lineage: Eukaryota; Metazoa; Chordata; Actinopteri; Characiformes; Serrasalmidae.
CUCCUUCUGUCAGAGAGAGGUAAUGAACAAAGACUGUAAAGAGAAGAAAACCACUUUUUUAGCAUUACUGUAGGUUAGGUUCAUGUAAGUAACAUUUAUUCCAUGCCUUUUUGAACCGUUUCUUUUAGGCUGUCAAUUUUGAAAUUCCCACACAUAUAAAAAGUGUGUGCGACAAAAAAGGAAAAAAUACAGCUAGGAGGUUUUGAUACGACUGUCGUUAAGCUAGUUCAGACGUGCAGUGGGUGAAGCUGCUGUGGUCGUGGGAACAGCAGUUUCUCAUGUGUACUAGGCUCGAUCAGACACUGCUGUAUGAGCUUAGAGCUGAUCUGCGGAUUUGAGUAAACACAACGUCUUCAUAGAAAAGCCAUGGCCGUGGCAUAUGCUUUGGUGAUGGUUGUUCUUCUUCAGUUUGUGGGACAGCCAUGUACAGCAGUUCAAGCACCAGUUUGCCAGCCGAAGGCCUCAUGCUCUGAAUGUUUGAGGAGUCCAGGGUGUGCGUGGUGUAAACAGCGGGAGUUCCUGAAGCAUGGAGAGUCUACUGAGCGCAGGUGUGACUCUUUUGAGUUACUGCAGAGCAGGAAAUGCAAUGAUGUAGUUAACCCUGCUGCAGACAAGUUUAUCUCGAAGGACAACAAACUUAACAGCAAACUAGAAGAUGUGGUCCAACUCAAACCACAAGGCAUCAAUAUCACACUCAGAAUUGGUAUGCCAGAGGAAUUCGAGGUGGAAUUUCAGAGGGCUGAAGGUUACCCCAUAGACAUGUACUACUUGAUGGACCUGAGCUACUCCAUGAAGGACGAUCUAGAGAAUAUUAAAAAUUUGGGCCAGGACAUUUUAAAAGAGCUCCAGAAGGUCACUCAGAGUGUCCGUAUUGGUUUUGGCUCAUUCGUGGACAAGGACAAGUUGCCGUACGUUAGCCAAGUGAAGUCCAGGCAUCAGAACCCCUGCCCCAACCGUCUGGACACCUGCGAGCCUGCCUUCACCUUCAAGAAUGUUCUACCACUGACAGAAGAUGCUAGACAGUUCAAGAAGAAAGUCAGUGCGCAAAAGAUAUCUGGUAACCUGGACUCACCCGAAGCUGGCCUGGACGCCAUCAUGCAGGCCGCUGUGUGCCAGAAAGAGAUCGAAUGGAGGGAUGUGACACGGAUUCUGGUCUACACAUCUGAUGACACGUUCCACAUUGCAGGAGAUGGACGGCUCGCUGGCAUUUUUCAGCCACAUGAUGGACGGUGUCACCUAAGCCGUGAUGGUUUCUAUGAUGGCACAGCUUUUGAUUAUCCAUCAAUAGGCCAUCUCUCACGAGUUCUUCAAGCUAACAACAUUCAGCUGAUAUUUGCUGUGACGAAGGAGAGUGUUCCAGCCUAUGAGGCCCUGAGUGCAUUAAUUCCUCAGUCAGUGGUUGGUGAGCUGAAGAAUGACUCCAGUAACGUGGUCCGGCUCAUCGCUGAAGCCUACGGGAACCUGUCAUCCACUCUGCUGCUGGAACAGGACCACACCCCUGCUGGCCUGCAUAUCUCCUACAUGUCCUACUGUAGCCCUGAAAAACCCAGUGAGUGGCAGCAUAGGGGAGAGUGUACUGGCAUCAAGGUCAACGAAAAGGUGGCGUUCAAAGUCCGACUGAACGCGACAGAGUGUCUGAAGGAGCCUCAGAAGUUUGAGAUUCGAAUGCAGGGCAUCAAAGAGGUCCUGAAGGUGACAGUCAAGACACUGUGUGAUUGUAAUUGUAACGAUAAGCAGGAGAAUUCAGAAGUCUGUAAAGGACAAGGAACACUCAGCUGUGGAGUCUGCAGUUGUAAUGAAGGUCACUUGGGUCAGUACUGUGAGUGUAAGCGUCAGAGUGAUAUGAACUCCACACAUGCCAUACUGAAGAACUGUCGUGCAAACGAGAAGUCCCAGGUGUGCAGUGGCCACGGAAGCUGUGAGUGUGGCGAGUGCAGGUGCAUUCGCCAUUUUAGUGGCAAAUUUUGUGAGUGUGAUGACGCCAGCUGUGAGCACCAUAACAGCAAAAUGUGCAAUGGGCAAGGCACAUGUGAAUGUGGCAACUGUACGUGCAAUGAAAACUACUCAGGCCCUGCAUGUCAAUGCUCUACAGACACAGCUAUGUGUCUGAAUAAGAAUGGGCAAAAGUGUAGUGGCCAUGGGGAGUGUGAGUGUAACCAGUGUAAGUGUAGAGACGGUUUUGGGGGAAAGGAUUGCUCCCAGCUCCUCAAACCAUGCCCAACAUAUCUACCCUGUGUUGACUGUACAGUUAAGGCCAAGCUUUACAGUUCUCCUACUAAUAACUGCUCUGUGGUGUGUGAGUCAGUUAAGCUGACCCGGCUAGAAGGCAAACAUGAUCUGCAGUGUUUACAUGAUGAUGUCAUUUAUGACGUGACGCAGAAUGAUGACGGCACAGUGUUGAUUCAGUACGCCGAUCUGCCACGAAGCAUUGAUAAGACCAUGGUGGCCAUCGUCACCUCAGUAACAGCUAUUGUUCUGAUUGGCAUCGUCAUCAUCAUCGUCUAUAGAGUGCUGGUGGAGCUGUAUGAUCUGCGGGAAUACCGUAGCUUCGUCAAGGCACAGGCGCAAACUGAGUGGGAAGAGGUCUGUCUGUCAGACCAAUCAGAAUCCACUGUUCCAGGGAGCCACAACAACAGUGUUGAACCCUCUGCAUACACAAGGCUGUUAAAGCAUCACAACUGCAAAGAAGGAACUGCAGUACAUCAGUGUAGUCAAAGUAUUAUGAUUGUAUUUGAUAUAUUUUAUCUUAUACAUAAAUAAUAUAACACUUUCUAACAGUGAUUAAGUAACAGAGUAGUAUGUGGACUGUAUAUUUUCAUAAACAUAAAUUAUUAUAUUUAGUGACAUUUUUAAGGUCGCAAUCGGAAGUUUGAAAUGUUAGGUUACAAAUUUGAAUGUACAUGGUCUUAAGCUCAGAGCACUGAAGAUGUCUAUGUAUAUGUCUAUGUUAUAUCAAAUGUUCAUAAAAGCAAACAAGUAUGCUCUGAGUAUCUUUCCUUUCUUUUGCUGAUUAUCAUUGUAUUUGUCAUAUGCCUUUAGACCCCAGUACAUUAGUUUUAUCUGAUUAUCUCUGAUUUUUCAAAAUGUGUAGGCAUAUAUUUUUUACAAAAUCCUUUUAUCCUUUCUUAUAUUUGUGUGUUGACUAAUGUGUGUUUAUAUCUAUGAAAAUAAUGUUAAGUAUGUCUGUACAUAUGACUUUUGUACAGCAUAAGAACAAAUGCAUGAAGGACGUAGAAAUGUAUUAGUGAAUAGUUUAUGUUUAUUACAAUGUUUAUUUUUAUGCUAAGGCUUAAUACACCCACUGUUUACUACAAUUUAAUCAGGUCCAAGGACAGGACUCCUGUUAAUACAUUCCAGUUACAUAGACUGAAGUGUGAAAAUGAGACCAGUCUUCCUCAGUCAGUAUUAGUAUUUAACCAGUGAAAAGAUACUUGGUCCCUGCAAAGUCUCAGAGAAACAAAGGAUGAAUUCAAGUAUCGAGAGACUUGAGUGUGAAUUUGAAGAAAUGGUAUUGCUGUAAGUGUGCUGAAUGUCUAUAAAAGUUAUUAAGAUGCAAGUGUGCUGAAUAUGAAUAAAUGUUUUUAAUGGAUAAAA